This is a messenger RNA of Triplophysa rosa, 933 nucleotides long. RefSeq names its product 60 kDa lysophospholipase-like. Gene Ontology annotation, biological process: potassium ion transport. The coding region runs from base 208 to 933 and encodes 241 amino acids. Gene Ontology annotation, molecular function: protein binding; voltage-gated potassium channel activity. NCBI's taxonomy places the organism in Eukaryota, Metazoa, Chordata, Actinopteri, Cypriniformes, Nemacheilidae. The record is from RefSeq and is a predicted model, not a curated record. The transcript is spliced from 6 exons.
CGUAUGCAAAAAAUGUGAGCUGUACUUGUAGACGUGUGAAUGUGUAUUAUGGCAGUUAUCCACUGGGGGGCGUCAUAGAUCUCGGCUGAAGAAAACGUGAAGGCUACAAAACAUUAGACAUCUGAUCUGAUCACCCGGGCUUGAAAAGUUUAUGGAGUGAAUUUCAAGGGAAGACAUCUUUAAUUCACUUUUUUGUUUGUUGAGUGUAUGCUUCUUUUCUGUCCACAUCACAGUUUUAUCAUGCAGACACCGGAUUUAGAGGAGACAGACCACAGAGUGGUGCUCCGCAACGAGAAGUUCCUGAAUAUUCUGGAAGAAGUGAUGGAACUCAACUGGCUUCAUGGCAAAACCCAGCCGGAGAAGAAAGAAUUGCUUGUAAAGACCCUUCCCUCGAUUGCUUCUGGUGCCGUGGAAAACAACGAUUUCAUCUCUCUUCAAGUCCUCCUAGAACAAAUGGAUGUCAAUUCUGGAGGCUACGAUAAAAAAACCCUUCUCCAUACAGCCUGUCAGGUGGGAAAUGGGGAAAUGGUAAUGUUCCUACUGGACAAUGGGGCUUCAUCUCAGUCCGAGGACAGGACAAUGUCAAAGGACAAAGGACCUCAGUCUGGACAAUGCCCAAUGUACUCGGCCAUUAAGAACAGGCAUUUUACAGUAAUCGAGCUCCUGCGGUUGAAAGGAUUCACUGUGAACCUACUGCCAGUGAGAAUUGCCAUGGAAAUGAUCCAAGCAGUACAGAAGAGAGAUUAUGCACUACUGCAUGCCUGGUUUCUGUCAGGGGUGGACAUGGACACCACUGACUACAGUAAGCGGACAGCAAUGCAGGAGGCUGAUCGCUUAGGUGAUAACACCAUGAUCUCCAAGCUAUUGGAGUAUGGAGCCAAGCCACUGAGCUACGUCCGGCAAGGAUCGUCCAUUGGCUACACCGCUGAAUGA